UAUUGGAGGUUGGGGGGUGAAGUCCAGCAAGGGAGAAUCUGGAAGUGCUGGAAAGAUAGUUAUUCAAGUUCACAUCUCCCUUGUGCUCGUCAGAAGAAAUGUCAAUUAAUCUCUGACCUUGCUGUUUAGUUUGUACUUUAAUAUGGAAAGGCAGGUUUGGUGUAAUGAAAUUUUCCCUCACCUCAUUUGCCCUACCUGGCUUUAUCCAAGGUUAACUCUUCCAUUUAGAAAUCACCUUUCUCAAACUGCUCUACAUGCAUUAAUUAAGCCUUAGAACACACCUCUGAGAUGGGCAUUAUUAGAAGGGAGGAAACUGGAGGCACAGACAAAUCUGACCAAUAACACACAGCAAUUCAGUGACAGAGCUGGGAAUAGUGACUGACUCCCAAUCUCCUGCUCCAACUAGGUAACAUUGCUUGACUCAUGCAAAACUAAUCACUGUGGACUUCAGGUCCUUUCCGGAUGCCGGUGGGGAGACAAAUGGGAACCAUUCACUGCAUAUUUUCCUGUUGGGAUGAUACUUCACAUGGUAUCUGAGAUUACAAAUUAAUUGAGCUUGUUGAGUCUCAUACGUAUCUCUCAUUUGUGAAUAUCACAAAAGCUCUACCACAGGAUUUUGUAGUGACUGUGCAAUAGAGGCCCAAGAUGGGUUUCAAAGAGCAGGGGUCAGCACAGAGUGGCUUUAGCAGAGUUCUGAAGGUUCACAUGACUGAAAUAGCCAAACACACUGCAAGUGAUAAUUAAGUUAACAGAUGGUGCUGCAGGUCAGAAUUCAGAUGCUUCAAAGGAGUUUUGGGGGACCCUGUUUCAUGUCCCAUGUGCUGGGCAAAAACAUGAAAGGACUCCAUGCUUGUAAAACUAAAUGGGCUCUUUAUUAAGAGACCUAUUUACAGAGAUGCUGCAGCUGCACCUAGCAUUCCAGCCAUGUGCACAUAGACUGACUUCCUGACAACUUGUGCUCCUCCCUCCAAGUAUUAUGCAGGUUGCUACAAGCCCCAUGGCUCAGAUGGCAAGAGGUCCUGCAGGGUAGGACUCAGGGUCAUUGGCAGAAUGGUGUGGGGAACUGCAAUGUACUCAAAGGUUCUGCACUAUGCCAUGGUUUUUAACCAGUCUCCUGGGAGUAACCCCUUUAGAGAGUUGGAUCCCAAGAUCCACAGUGUUCCACAAGGGCAGGCCCAUAGCCUCCAUGACUCUGAAACUGGGCCUUCAGGUGCCAGCAAGCCCUGUCUCUCUCUGUCUCUCUGGAGCAAGUCCAGCUGAGCCAGACUCCUGUGAGAGCCUUUUCCCCUCCUUCAGGGUGCAAUGCUCUUCAGUAAAGUAUCUGCAGCAACACCAGGCACUCUUUUGAUAAUAACAUAACCUUUUUAGUCACCUGGAAUACAGCACCAAAAGUCUUCAUGUUAGCAUGAGAGAGGCUGGCUUAGGACAGAGUUCAUGGCAGUGGAAGCCAGGGCUUUGCCAUGCUCUCCUUCUUCCUGAGCUCCAUCUUCACUCUCCCCCAGACCUUUGUCCCUGUGCCUGUCCCAAAUUUCCCACUGUUUGUCUGUGAACCCUCUUCUUAGCCCAGACUCCUGAUACCUUUUGUCUAGUGUCCUCCUGCUGCAAGCCACACUGAGUUCACAUGGCCAGCCAGCCUCGGACUCUCAGUUGCUAGGUCCUAAAUUCUGGUCACCGCCUCUUCCUUUGUCUCCUCCAGAUCCUCCAUUUACAUUUGUAGGUCAUAUGUAGUUCAUGUUAAUGAUUCUCGUCUCCAUCCAUGCAGCUAAAGUGACUCAAACACCCAUUGCUUCCCUUUACACUCAGUGUAUGGCAAUACAAAGCUCACAGGGAAACCAAGCUACACCUAUGGACCAUAAAAAUAUUGCCAACAAUUUCCACAUUCAUCACAGGAGCCCAGAACUGGCAUAGCAGGGGGUUGCAGAGCAGGACUGAGGGGCAUUGGCAGAGCUGUGUGGGGAGCCCAGGACUGAAAUAGCAGGCGUGUGCAAGGCAGGACUAAGGCACAUCAGCAGGGCUGUAUAGAGUUGGACAUUUUCUCUUUUAAUUUCACGAAAUGCUUGUUUCGAUCUCUGUGGCACCGCAGUCACUUUAUUACCUUUUUAGAUUGAUAGGGUAACUAUAUUUGUCUGAACUGAUGUAAGACCCUGGGAAGUGGAAACCUGGUAGGACUUUGGGUUGGGGAGAUAACACCCUCUGGGAGGUAUAAAGGGGGUGAUUUCUUCAGCAAAACCUGUCACAGCUGAGAGUGCUCACUAACAGCGACACCAUGAAGUUUCUCCUGAUUCUUGCCUGCCUAGGAGCAGCAGUUGCUGUCCCUGUUGAUGAUGAUGACAAAAUCGUGGGGGGCUACCCCUGCUCUGUCCCAUACCAGGUGUCCCUGAACUCUGGAUACCACUUCUGCGGGGGCUCCCUCAUCAACAACCAAUGGGUCGUGUCAGCUGCUCACUGCUACAAAUCCCGCAUCGAGGUGAGGCUCGGGGAAUACAACAUCGAUGUGGUGGAAGGGAACGAGCAGUUCAUCAGCGCCAUUAAAAUAAUUCGCCACCCCAAAUACAAUUCAAGGCUCCUGGAUAAUGACAUUAUGCUGAUCAAGCUGGCAACCCAAGCUAACUUGAACUCCCAUGUCGCAACCAUCCCUCUUCCCUCUGCUUGUGUGGCUGCUGGGACUCAGUGUCUGAUUUCUGGGUGGGGAAACACCCUCAGCAGUGGCUCUAACUACCCCGAGAUUCUCCAGUGUCUGGAUGCUCCAGUCCUGACUGACGCUGUGUGCAGUGCUGCUUACCCAGGGCAAAUCACUGAAAACAUGUUCUGCAUUGGAUUCCCUGAGGGUGGCAAAGACUCCUGCCAGGGUGAUUCUGGUGGCCCAGCUGUGUGCAACGGUGUGCUCCAAGGAAUUGUGUCCUGGGGGAUUGGGUGUGCUCAGCAGGGUUACCCUGGAGUCUACACCAAGGUCUGCAACUAUGUUGACUGGAUCAAGGAUACCAUUGCUGCCAACUGAGACAUCCAUCUCCUGCUGGUUUCCUGGUGACAUUUCCUUCCCUCCCCUUUAAUUCAUCUUUGAAAAGUACAUAGCACAAAUAAAAAGAUAUAUUAGCUGUA
Molecule: messenger RNA, 3099 nt
Organism: Chelonia mydas (Green sea turtle)
Lineage: Eukaryota; Metazoa; Chordata; Testudines; Cheloniidae
Product: anionic trypsin
Exons: 5
Coding region: 2267-2998 (243 amino acids)
Biological process (GO): proteolysis
Molecular function (GO): serine-type endopeptidase activity
Source: RefSeq, a predicted model, not a curated record